UUUGCUUCUUCCUCGCUCGGUUGUCCCCUUUUUCAAACCUCUGCUUUCCACCCCUUGCCUCUCUCUGAAAGAUAGAGAAGAGGAGGAAGUGAAAGAUGACGACGUUCGACUCGCAGUAUGCCUGGCGAUCGCAGAGGUCCAUUGGUGUCUACGCUGGCCCACCUUCGUACGAGUCGCUCACGACCGACACCCUCGAUGCCGAUUUCGUCAACUCGUCGGCAAGAGCGCUUCGGUACAGCCCCAACGGCUCGCUCCUGGCCGCGGCGUUCGAUUCAGCCGUGUUGCUCGUGACGACGUCGUCCACCGAGACGGGUACCUCGUCGGCGCAGGACAACAAGUGCCGCCAGUCGCACGUCUUGCCCGUCGAAAAGGUUGUCGACCUGCAGUUCUCGCCCAGAGGCACCUGGCUAAGCACCUGGCAGAGGCCGUACAAGGACCAGGAUGGAAACAAUGAGCGCAACCUCAAGGUUUGGAACGCAAAGACGGGCGAGUGCGUCGGCAGUUUCGAGAGAAAGAGCCAGGAAGGGUGUCACUUUCAAUUUGCACAGAGUGAAACGGCCGCUCUCAGGCUCGUCUCGGGGGAGCUGCAGGUGUUCGACCCCGCGGCGCUUGAUAGCAAGGGUGUCAUUGGGAGACUCAAGCUCGAGGGAAUGACGAGCUACGAGAUCGGCCCUGGAGAGAAGCCAAGCGUUGCUGUCUUCUGUGGAGAGAAAAAGGGAGCCCCCGCCUCGGUGCGGGUCUAUUCGUUGGCCUCGCUGAUCCCGACGCCAGAUCAACCGCCGGCACCCAUUUCCCAAAAGACAUUCUUCAAGGCCGACAAGAUCCAAAUCAAGUGGAACACGGCGGGAACCGCUCUUCUCUUCCUCACUUCCACCGACGUCGACAAAACCGGCAAGUCAUACUAUGGCGAAACGAACCUGUACAUGAUGUCGACGAGGGGAGACUUUGACUGUCGAGUGGCGCUGGACAAGGAAGGCCCCGUGCAUGACUUCGAGUGGAACCCAAAUUGUCGUGAAUUUGUCGUCAUCUACGGCUACAUGCCCGCCAAGACGACAUUGUUUUCAUACAGGGUCAACGUCAUUGCUGAACUGGGCACCGCGUCGAGAAAUGUCGCUGCAUUCAAUCCGCAAGGUCGUCUGCUUCUUAUCGCUGGUUUCGGGAAUUUGUCGGGCACUGUCGACAUUUGGGACCGAGAAAAGCUCGGCGGAAGUGCUGGGACGAGUGCCGAAGCAAACGCUGCUGGAAAGCUCUUCAGCUUCGACGGCAGCAACUCGAGCGUCUGCCAAUGGUCGCCCGAUGGCCAGUUCAUCCUUACGGCCACGCUCUCGCCCAGGCUGCGGGUCGACAAUGGCGUUCGGAUAUGGCACUGCACCGGCCAGCUGGUCCACUUGGACCUCAUCAAUGAGCUGUAUCACGCCAGCUGGCGGCCGUUGCUCGCCUCAGACAGCAUGGAGCGGUUCCCCUUCCCCAAGGCACUCCCUCCAGCACCGACGCCUUCUCCAGCCGCUCAGACUGCCCUCGAGGCGCUCAAAGCCAAGGCGAGCCGGCCCACAGGUGCCUACCGUCCCCCUGGUGCGCGCGGCCAACCAGCAAGCGACGUCUUCCAAAAGGCCAGGGAGGAGGCGUAUGCCAACGGAAAUGGCUCGUCCACUUCCAACGGCAGCGGCGCCUAUGUUCCACCGGGCAAAAAGGGCGGAAAGCGGAGCGUGCCGGGCGCUGCACCGCCUCCAGGUUCGCAACCGGCCCAACAGCAGCAGCAGAAGGGCGGUGCCAAGGGCAGUGGUGGCGCCAACAACAAAAAGAAGAGCGCCGGAACCUCGACGCCACCCACUCCAGCUCCCGAAGCUGCCGCACCCCUCGCUUCCGGCGCGGCUGAUGUCGGCGGCAAUGCAGCGGAGAUGGGCGCAAUCGACAAGAAGCUUCGCAAUUUGAACAAAAAGCUCAAGGCGAUCCAGGAGCUCAAGGACAAGCGGGACAAGGGUGAGAAGCUCGAACAGACGCAGCUUCAAAAGAUCGAAACGGAGGCGAGCCUGCGGGAAGAGCUCGCUAAUCUGGAGUAGGCGGCGACAUUCGCUUGCGCCAACGCAGCCGAGGAAGAGGAGAGCUUGGUCGGAAGGAAAAUUUAUAGAGGCGGGCUUGAAACUACACUUAUACCGUCACUUCCCUUUCCAUGUCUUGAUACGUUUUGCUAUCCCAUUCGGCAUGCUUUCUCUCCCUCCCCAUCUCAUUGAACAUCCAGUCAUGUAUCCAAGCCCAUUGUGUCCCCUCUCAUACAGCAUACUUUGCAAUGAAGAAGAAAGACUACGAGCGCCAC
Molecule: messenger RNA, 2314 nt
Organism: Acaromyces ingoldii
Lineage: Eukaryota; Fungi; Basidiomycota; Exobasidiomycetes; Exobasidiales; Cryptobasidiaceae
Product: translation initiation factor eIF-2A
Exons: 3
Coding region: 96-2060 (654 amino acids)
Biological process (GO): translational initiation
Cellular component (GO): cytosolic small ribosomal subunit
Molecular function (GO): protein binding; mRNA binding; ribosome binding
Source: RefSeq, a predicted model, not a curated record